Messenger RNA from Ornithodoros turicata, 1783 nucleotides. RefSeq lists its product as uncharacterized. The coding region runs from base 466 to 1272 and encodes 268 amino acids. The record is from RefSeq and is a predicted model, not a curated record. NCBI's taxonomy places the organism in Eukaryota, Metazoa, Arthropoda, Arachnida, Ixodida, Argasidae. The transcript has 6 exons.
AGCGAGAGUAGGACUGGUCGAACCGGCUUCAGCUGAUAUUGAAGCGAUGUGCGCAAAUGCAGUGGAGUACGCGACUAGGGAUGACAAAAGUAUGGAGUUCUCAUAGGCGGCGGAUCAAAAGCUUUUUGGCUUCCUUUGUCUGAGUACUUGGUGAAUAAUUCCUCGCUGGAACGCAACUCUUCAGUGAUCUUGUGGAAUUUCAGCACACGUGAUCUAGUGUUGUGGUCUGAGAGUGGUUGUUGUCGAGGGUUUUCAUCUCUGUCGUCUGCUGUCAAUUUCUCUUCUGCACUGCACCGGCGAAUAAGUUUCCUGUGCCCUCAGCGCCUGCUUCGUACACGCCGGCUUGAAAUGCUCAGUUAUCUGACGCAUAAGCUUCGGACACCGGAACUGAAUGGCACCAGUGCAUUUCACACAAAGCUUCCAUAUUCGCAGCUAUGACUCGGCUAUGGUAGAUCUCGUGUAGUCAUGACAGACUCCUUGAAGCAGACUGACGAUGACCACGAUUCCGGAACAGAAUCUGACGAUGAAAGUGCGGAGAUUGAGGAGUUACAGAAAUACAUGGAACACAGUAUACAGCUGGAAGACGGAGGCACAAGGCAUCAUGGGAAGGGCCGGCACGGCGGCCACCACAACCACCCCCACCAGGUGGGGGCGCAGCAGGGGGGUUUGCUGGCCCCCCACAAAGAGGUGCGGGUCGUUGCUGACAGUCCGGCCACGCUUGAUUCAGCAUUGCCCAGUGACAGCGACCACAACUGCGAUCACCACAGUUCAGAAGAGGAACUGGAGGUGAUCAACAACAGGGCGGGUUCCGCUGAGAAGCGGAAAUGGUCACAGGCCAACCAACGUAGAGCGAGAGGUUCCCUGCGCCGCAGCCGGUCUGAUGGCGCCCACUGCGACGGCGACGCGACGUCGUCGGACGAUGAAGAAGUUCGUGACCUGACUCGACGGUCGACCGCAUGUUCGACGGCGGCCGCAGCGGCUGCCGCGCUAUCUGUGUACGCGGCCCCCGUGGAAUUCCGAGCCUCACCGCCGUUGCACGUUCACCGGCCGCACAACGGUUCUCCGCCGCUGAAAGUUUUCCACGCUGCCCACCUGCCCGCCUUUGAGGUGUGUUCCGUGAGUCCUCGUAAGCGGCACCGGCAGGAUUUCAACGGGGGUCCCCGCAGCGGAGCCUCGUCGUUUGCCGUCUUCUCCCUUGGGGACGGCGGUCCUGUGCCUCGGCCCUGCCUCGAUUUCGAGAAGAUGCAGCAGAUCAGGGUGAAACUGUUGUGAGCCACUACAACCAGAUGAGAAGAAGUUGAUGCUAACUCAAGUGAGAGAAGGAACGAAACAACAAAGAAGAAAAAAAACAAGACAAAAAAAAAAGAAGUUGCGAAGGAUGUGUCUAUGGUGUAACCUGUGUGUGUGUGUGUGCAUGUCGCUGUAUUGAAGAAGAAGAAGGCAGGAGCCUCAGCUUUACGUGAGAGCAACCAGCAAAGAAGUGGAUGUGGUGUUGGUGGACUUGAAAUACAAAACUCUAGGACAGUUUUUUACUAUGGACAUAAACAAAGUGAAAACUGUUGCUGUUCCUGUUUUCACAGACUUCCCUCCCUGCCUCUACCCCCCCCCCCCCCCCAUACGUUUUUCCUUUUUUUUUUUUUCCUUUCGUGCGUGUACGGUUUUCCGGAGUGAGGAAGGAACGGAGCCAUAUGUGUGUUUUUAAUUUUUUUUGAAUUUUUCUUUAUUUUUAUUUUUUUUUGUUGCAACGAAAGGUCCACACACGAUAAAAAAAAAAAAGGUGAGA